GAGCUGUACGUACACUGCGUUACAUUGGGAAACCUGAGAAAUUUCCAUUUCAGAGGGGGUGGGAACAUUGAAAAGAGAACAUAGGUUCCCCCUGAGCCGGCAGGGAAGAGACCACAGGCGACACCAGACACACACACCGACUCACACACCUGCCUGUCAACACCGUCACCUGUACACCACUGCCGCCAUGCUGCACUCAGGGUGGAUGUUCGCUGUCAUCUUCAUCCAAAAUGUCGCUGGACUUCCUCUACUACCUGCUCUGACUGUCAAAGCAGACGGCUGCUUCCUGGCUACUGAAGGUGAGGUGGAUGUUUUUGUGUUGGAGGGUGAGGCUAUAAUCCUCUCCUGCCCAAUAUUUGACAGAGUGCUCGAAGUACGUAACAUCGCCCCCCCAAACGCAAACUACAUCAUCACCAAGGACAAUGGGACGGAGGGCGUGUCCUUUCAGGGCGAGGGCCGUGUUCAGCAGAGGGACAAACAGCUGAGGUUUCUCCCAGCACAGGCCUCCGACUCAGGGUUAUACAUCUGCACCUACAGAAAUGAAACGUACUGUGUGACUGGGAAUAUAACGCUAAAGGUGUACGAGUCCAGGUCUGUUGUCAUGGAGAAAGUCACCAACAGAGUAGAAGUCCUCGUGGGAGAGAAUCUGAGAUACGCAUGUCCGUCUCUGGACGACUUCAACGACACGGAGACACUGAUCGGGUGGCACAAGGACUCGAGGAAAGGCGGACCCUUCAGCCAGCUCAGAGGGAGACUGAUCAUCCCUGCUGUGAGGCGUUCACACGCAGGUCUGUACACCUGCCGGCUCACUGUGACCAUCGAUGAGCAGCCGUACAGAGUGAGCAGGAGCAUCGCGCUCAUCGUGAGAGGUGUAGAUCCUGAAACACCCAGCACCCCCUCCCCCACUUUGCUCCACCUCUCCUCCACCUCUCACCCAGAGAUACUCAGCAGCAGCACUGUUCACACUCCAGUGAUUCGACCGCCUGUGAUCGUCUCGCCAAAGAAUGGAACUGUUUUUGAAAGUCUGCACGGUUCAGGACUGGAGCUGUUCUGUAAAGUGCUCACUGACUGUCGAACAGCAGAGUCCACUGUGGUCACAUGGCUCGUCAACGGCCAAUCAGUGGAGUCCUCGUACCUUGAUGGACGGGCUCUGCAGGGCGGAAGGAGGGUAACCAGGGAGUCUGAAGUGUGCCAGGUGGAGUUGAGGCUUCUUGUCGUAGCGAUGACGGACGAAGACGUGAACACGGAGCUGAAAUGUGUCGCUCAGAACGAAGGAGGGAGACAGGAAGUGGUCGCACUGCUUCAACUAGAGGACUCCUCGUUCACCUGGCUGGUCGUCGCCGUGGUCGCCGCGUCCUGCUUCCUGACCGUGGUUUCCAUCUUCCUUUACGUCCUCUUCAAACCUAAAAGGACAAAGAAGAUGGAUUACUUCCUGGCUCGGCAGAGCAGCACCUUUUAGCACGCGCUACCUCCACAAACACAAAAAGACCCUCUUUGAUGAGUUCACUGUUACAUUACAUUUCAUGCAUUGUGUGCAUGUGAUGUCGUGCAGUGACACCUGUUGGUGAUCUACACUCCUUCUGCAGGGACAUUAUAUUUUAAACCAGUGGCUGCACUUCAUUGUAUACAUAACAACAACAGUGAUGCUACACAAAAUCACAGCAGAACUUCUAAUAUAGGGUUAAAGAGGCCUUAUUAUGCAUUUUACGCCUCAGACUCAUUUGUUUGCUACUGAACAUAGUGACACUUUGCAACACUCGGGAUUCUAUUAGCUAGCGCUCCAACACAUUGCACGUGAUAGGCUAAGGGGCGGGACAUCUCUAAGCGGUUGACCAAUCACAACAAAGCCGGCCAGCUAACCAAUCAGAGCAGAGUGGGCUCUGGUUUCAGACAGAGGGUGAAAAGAGGUGCUGCAGCACAGGCAGUAUGAGAAAAAUAAAGAGCUUUUUGAACCUUAAAGCAUGGAGACAUGUCCCAGGAGAGACAGAAAAUACAAAUAUGAACCUGAACAUUUGCGUAAUAUGACCUCUUUAAUACUUGGUAGAAGCUUCUAUCUGCUGUAUUCAACACAACCAAUUCAAUGUGAAUUUAAACAGUUUUUUUGUCAUUCAGACACUCCUUAAAAAUACAGAGACUGUUGCAACUAUUUAAACAUGAUUGUGUGUAUAUUUUUGAAAUAAGUAUUCUCAGGGGAGCAUUAGAAUAAACAUUUGUAAAUGUCUAGUAAAUACCAAAUCGAACUAUGCUGUAAAAAAAAGUACUCUGUGUUAUAAUAUAUAAUGUUAUAACUAUUUUUGAAUAAAUAAUGCAUUAUUUAGUCUUUAAGGGGUUGAUGUCUCAUUGUUCUGUUUGUUGUGAGCCAGUAUUUGUUGGAAUUGGAAAUGUAUAAUGAAUAUUAAAAUGGAAAUAUGAAAAAGGUGCUACGAUUUUAAACUAUUAAAGUAUAAAAGCUACUUAAAUAAUG
This is a messenger RNA of Trematomus bernacchii (emerald rockcod), 2464 nucleotides long. RefSeq names its product interleukin-1 receptor type 2. Gene Ontology annotation, molecular function: interleukin-1 receptor activity. Bases 188 to 1459 code for a protein of 423 amino acids. The transcript is spliced from 10 exons. NCBI's taxonomy places the organism in Eukaryota, Metazoa, Chordata, Actinopteri, Perciformes, Nototheniidae. The record is from RefSeq and is a predicted model, not a curated record.